Paramecium pentaurelia is the source of this 1433-nucleotide messenger RNA. NCBI's taxonomy places the organism in Eukaryota, Ciliophora, Oligohymenophorea, Peniculida, Parameciidae. The record is from the annotation of a GenBank genome assembly.
AUGAACAUAUCAUAUCAAAAUAGUUCUUAAUAUUAUGAAAACUUAUAAUAAUAAUAAAUUUCAAAAUAUUACAACCAAUCAGAAAUAUAAGCAUAAGCAUAAGCAGAAAUUCAAUAUUAUAUUUAUGAAGACUUACAAAACAUAAUAAAUUUAAUAUACUAAAGAAAUGCUGUCCUUGAGUAUUUUAAAGAUGAUCCUACUCAUGAAAUGGUUACCUUAAGUAAUAAUAAAUUAAUAUUGUAACUUAAUUUAUCAUGUUCAAUACAUUAAGAUUAGACAUGGUAAUACAAAAACCAACCAGAAUUGCUUAAUUUUUUAUAAAAUGAAAGAAAUAAAGCAUAUAAAAUAAUUGAUGAAUUUAUUGGCUAUAAUGAUUAAAUAAUGAAUAUGAAUAGGGAAGGAGAUUAAAUAAAGAAUAAAUAAAUAAAAAAUUACUUAUAAUAGUACAAAGAAGAUUAUGCAAAGUAAUAGUUUAAAUUGAAUUAAUUUCAAUUAUAAUAGACAAGUUUAAAACCGCAAUUUAAUGAGAAUGUGCUUUCAAAAAUGAUUUCAUCAAUUUAAACUGUAGAUUCUUAAGUUGAUUAAAUAAGAAAUAGCAAAUAAUAUAGAAUUCCUAGUCACUAUGAAAUUGAAUAAAAAGCAAAGUAUAUUAAAUAGAUUAUUUUAGAAAUUAUUAAAUAAUGACUUAAGGAAAAUUAAAAGAAAACUUUCCAACACAGAACCAAUAUAAUAAUUAAAUACCAAAACAAGAUAAUUUAAAUAAUAAUAUAGAGAAGACUAAUACAAUAAAUAUUGCUCAAACAUAGAAUAAAAUUUAUGGCUAAGAAAUGUAACAACCUUUAGUCUAAUCUAAUGUAGAUUAACCACUAAUUAUUAAUGAUUAAUAAUAUAAAGGAAUUAAUAUGAAAGAAAAAUUAAUAGAAUUUAUAAAUUGCUUAAAAUAUUUUUAAGUUGAUAUCACUAAAUUUUAGUAAUCAUCUAAAAAUAAUACAACUGAAUAACAUUUCCAUAUAAAAUAUUUAUUCUAUGAUUUAUAUCCUAAAGUAGAUUUUUAAAUAUGGGCAUACAAUUUUUAAAGGUAGGAUUUAUUGUAAUAACUUAUAAAUUUACAUUAUUAUUUUCAUUUGUUUGUAGAAUAUUAAAGAUUAAUCGAAAAUAAUUAGAAACCUAAUUUCUAAUAAACAUAGAUAUAAUUAUUCAUUUAUCUAAUGAAUAAUUAAAUCUAAUAAGAUAAAUUUUUAAUCAAUAAAAUACUUGAAUUUUUGUUUUUGUGUAAAGAUAGAGUUGAAAUUUAAAAUUAUCUAAAUUACAUAAUGCAUAUGACUGAUCCUUUUUAAACAACUUACAAUGCAGAUCCAAAAUAAAAUUAAGAAUAAGAUCAUAUAUAUUAAUUGUAUGGAUUGUAUUCCCAUUUUAGUAUGAGUAAUAAAUGA